AGAUGGCGUUUUCGUUGUUGACGUCAAUGGCUGCUUAACAUAUACAACGACAAUCGAUAGUGCUCAGCAACUCUUGUGCAUUGGAACCGCAUCUAUUUCUAACCCAGUCGUCAUUUUAAUAAUGACGGUAAGGGUGAUGAUUGCCUGCAAGAAAUGGUUCUUACCUGAAGUGUAACAGAUACAAGAACAAAACAACAUGAACCGUGAUUUGGAAUUUCCUGCAGUUUUAUACAAUGUCUGAUAAAUAUUUCUGUCCACGUCUUGUUGACUAUAUUCUGAUUGUGGGCAGUCGACAUCCAAAUAACAACAACAAUGUAGCCCAAACUCCAGAACUUCUGCGCAGAUACCCGCUAGAAGAUCACCACGAUUUUCCACUGUCACCAGAUGUCAUCUUUUUCUGCCAGCCAGAAGGUUGCAUCAGCGUGGGCCCGAAGCGCAUGAGUCUGAGAGAGACCACUUCAUUUGUGUUCACCUUGACUGAGAAAGAUACAGGCAAAGUAAGAUAUGGAAUUUGUGUGAACUUCUUUCGACCCAUAGAGAGAAAAAUUUCCGAGAAAUCAAAAUCUCUGAGUACUUCUUGGGCAGAUGAUAAUGGAAAUACAGACCAGGACAGGAGAAAAUCUCCUAAAACCAAGCGAAAAUUGAAGACAGCAAAUCGUGUUAGAAAUAAUACUUUGACCUCAUUGUGUAUUGUGACACAUCACCCAUUCUUUUCGACUUUCCGAGAAUGUCUGUUCAUUCUGCGUAAACUUAUAGAUGCUUGCCAUGAUAGAAGUUGUACAAAGAGAAUUGGUGGAUCCAAAGCAAUAACAAGGGACACUGUAUGGGGAGUGUUGACAGGGCAGGGUACUGAUAACCUGACAGGCCUUGUGAUGCAUGAAGUCAAAGAAAUAGAAACCUGGGUUCUACGACUUCUGAGUGCACCAGUCCCAGUCCCAGGAAAAACCAGAGUGGAGGUUCAAGUGUUGCCAAAAGAUCUGCAGGCUCCAUUGUUAUUUGCUUUACCUGACCACACAAGGUUCACCCUGAUAGACUUUCCUCUCCAUCUCCCCCUAGAACUGCUAGGGGUGGACACUUGUCUCAAAGUACUAACUGCCAUCAUGCUGGAAUACAAGGUUGUGAUGCAGUCUCGUGACUACAAUGCCCUCUCUAUGAGUGUUAUGGCUUUUGUUACUAUGCUAUACCCCUUAGAAUACAUGUUUCCUGUGAUUCCACUGCUGCCAACCUGUAUGUCCUCAGCAGAACAGCUGCUCAUGGCCCCAACACCAUUUAUUAUCGGGAUACCAGCAAGCUUUCUGCCAUACAAGAACAAUUUCAGACUCCCAGAUGAUGUAUGGCUAGUAGACCUGGAUUCCAACAAGAUGACAAUUGGAAGAAAUGAAGAAUUGCCUUCCUUCCCAGAACCAGAGGGAACACACCUUAGAAAUCACUUAAAGCAGGCUUUAGCAAGCAUGUCUAUGACCCCACAACCAAUAAAGAAUCUAGAUGCCCUGGCCCAGAAUCCAGAUACAUGGAAGAGACGAGAGAGUUUCUCCUCUCAGACUGGAUUUAAUCCACUCAUUUAUGGAAAUGAUGUGGAUUCUGUAGACGUAGCAACUAGAGUUGCCAUGAUCCGGUUCCUAAAUUCUUCCAACACCCUUGGCAAUUUCUCUGAACACACCAGAACAUUAAGGUUGUACCCCCGCCCUGUUGUAGCAUUCCAGAUGUACAGUUUCCUCAAAUCUCGUCCAACCCGAACUCACUACACAGCCCGGCUCUCUAGGACUCAGGCUGUGGAGUACUUUGCAGAGUGGAUGCUAAGUCCAAAGAAUGUAGUUUUUCUUCGAGUGCAAACUUCAGUGUAUGAUCCUCUUCUAAUUGGUGACAAACCCAAGUGGUAUGCCCAUCAACUACAGCCAAUAGAAUUCAAAGUAUAUGAUGAAGGGUCAUCCUUAGGCACAGCUCUGUCAUCGUCAUCAAGCAUCUACAGUGAUGAGAAUCCAACAGAUGAGAGUGGCAGUGACAGUGAUGGAGCAGACAGUACAAGCUCCUCCUACUCCUCACUUAGUGAUUAUGUCACAGACAUGAUCAACAGCGAAAUAGACGGGGACACACCAGCAUUUGUACCCGAGAACCAGGUCCUGGCAGUAGAUGAGUCUAAGGUAUACUCCCCUCCUGACAAACUCCAGCUGCCAGAGACCUCAGUCACAACCAGUGACUCUGCCUUCUCCAUGCUGGAAAGUGACCUUAGUAGCUCGGAUUCCUCUAGUCCAACCUACAGCAAAGAUCUUCCAGGUCAAGGUCAUGAAGAGGUCAACAGGCCACAGAUGAAGGGUCAACCACCAGUGGAGCUUGUGGGAGAAAGAUUUCGCUAUGAUUCUGGUAAUGUCACCCCAACGCUGAAUUCUGUGGCAAGCCGACAAGAUAGUGUUGGUUCAAACAACAGUACCCCGGAGCUGCCAAAACGCCCUCCUCUACAGCCCCUGACACGAAGUCUGAACUCAGCCUUUGAGGCCUAUGAGAAACCCCUAUCAGCUGGUCAUAGAGGGCCAAACAAUCUAGGAAUUCCUAAUUUUAGGAAGGAGGGGAGUAGCAGUAGAUCUAGUCCCAACCCCAAGGGAGAACGAACAUCAACUCCAGAUUCUUUGAUGUCCACCAUUAGCCAGUUCAGCAAUGAUUUAACAGAUAUUGCACAAUCUGCAAGCACAACAAUGUCAGAAUUUUUUGCUUCAGAUGAUGACGAGGUGCUUGAACAGAGAUCAGACCCUGGAUCAACAAGAUCACCACAUACUACUCAGCAAAAGUCUGCUAAACCAUUUGCUCCACUCGGAAACCGUAAGGCCCUAGUGGAAAAGUCAGGAUUGGUCAAACAUGCUACCAACAGAAAACAGAAGGAGGCAGGAACCAAACAAGGGGCUUCAGACAACAAAAGUGCUUCUAACAGUGAGAAUCAACAGUUUCUUAAGGAGGUGGUAAACAGUGUAUUGGAGGGACAAGGAGUCAGCUGGCUAAAACUGGGAAGGAUCCGUAAACUGAUGGAGGAUGAGAACUACAGAAAUUUCAUUGUCAGCCGACUGAACCGUAACCUGGACAAGAAGUUGUCAGAUGAUAUUCCUCACCUAGAGGAUGUGACCCUAAACAAACCUACAUACAAAGGCAUGCUGACACUGGUAAAGGCCAUUAUUCAUGGUCUGGAACACACCUACCAGAACCAUGGACUAGGAGGCAUGGCUAGUGCCUUCAUGUUACUGGAGAUCAUUCAUACUCACUACUGGAAUAAAGAAAAUAUUGCAGGCAGUAUGCAAAGCAGUGCCACAUCUGAGGUUUCGUCUCCAGCGGGCAGUCCUGAAAGCUCCAUUAAGAGUGAGGAUUCCCCCCAGCGGUCUGACACCCACAGCUUACAUGAGGAGCAAAUGGUCACACUAGGCUCUCAACGUUCUGGGUGGUGGUCAGAACGAUCUACUUCUUCCUCUGCAGCCUACCAUUAUUCUGACCUUUCAACCUCUAGAACUGAAUCAGGUUCACCCAUAUUGGUCAAUGGAGAGGAAUUUCAGAAUAUAGAAAUUCAUACAACAUCUGAGAAAAGGAGAGAGCAAGAGAAAAUGGUUAUCAUAGACCAGAACCGAAACACUGCUAAAAUGUCACCAGGGCAUCACUGUGAUAUAAUUGUGACAAACUCACCAACUGAGCCUGGCUCACCAACGCAGUUGGACGUGAUGAGACAAAUGGUUAAAAACAAGGAGAUGAUGGGAGAAAUUAACUUUGACAAGCGCUGUAGCAUAGAAUCAGAAAUGUCUGAGGCCAGCACCCUGAUCAGCACUAGCUCCGAGAAUUUUGCUGAGGAGGAGGGUAGAAGGAGGAAGAGAAUCAAUCAUCAUAGCAUCCGAAGUACGCUGUCGGACAGUGAGAUGGAAAUGUCAGGGAUUGUGAACUAUAACAAAAAGAACCGAUCACCAGGCACUUGGACCAGUAAGAGCAACCUUAGUACAGGGUAUCGUUAUUAUGAUGGGAAAAUGGUCAACACCUCUCCUGUUCCACACUCAAGCCAGAGUCCAGAAAAUGCUAAACAAUACAUAUUUGAGGCUUUAAUAGGAAAAGAUCGUAGUCGUCUGUGGGAUCAGAUGCAGUUCUGGGAAGAUGUAUUUUUAGAUGCUGUGGCUCAAGAAAGAGACAUCAUUGGAAUGGACCAGGGACCUGCAGAAAUGAUUGACAGGUAUGUAUCAUUGGGAGACAUGGAGAGGAAGAGGUUAGAGCAUGAUGAAGACAAGCUUUUGGCCCACAUGUUGUACAAUAUUACUGCCUUUAUGGUGAUGAUGAGGGUAGCCAAACCAGAAGUCAGGAAGAAGAUUCGUAGACUGCUGGGGAAGUCCCACAUUGGACUGGCAUACAGUGCAGAGGUCAACAAUCUGUUGGACCAGAUUAGCAACCUGCAUGGAAAUGACAUUGAUUUGCGGCCCAUGCAGAGCAGAUUUAUGCAGAAACAGUCAUUCACGGUUCAUUGGGGAGGGGAUAACACAGGGGAUAUGCUAUUUAUGGAGGUGUGUGACGACUGUAUCAUACUUAGGAGUGUGACAGGGGCGAUAUGUGACAGGUGGUGGUAUGAAAAACUGGUCAAUAUGACCUACUGUCCAAAAACCAAAGUACUGUGUCUGUGGAGAAAAUAUGGAGAGAAAGUACAACUGAACCAGUUUUACACAAAAAAGUGUAGGGAACUUUAUUUCUGUGUCAAAGAAUCCAUGGAAAAAGCAGCAGCUAGAAACAAUGGAAAAUUACCAGGUCCAGAACUUGGUGGGGAAUUCCCUGUUCAAGACAUGAAGUCAGGACAAGGAGGUCUUCUACAGGUGUGCAUGGAGGGCAUUGGUUUGCUCUUGGCCAACAGCAAGUUAUUUAUUGAGCUAGGUCGAAUCAAGAAAUGUUUCACCCAGAAAGGCGGGAUUUUUGUAUUAGAGGAAUUUGAUUCCAAGAAUCGGCAAGUAACUCAACACAAGUUCAAGUCCAGAAUGGCCAAUCAGCUGGCAUUCAUGGUUCAUCGCAUCUUUACUGUGCAGCAUGCCCGCUUAAGAUCCUUGAAAGAAAUAGACAAUCCCUUUGGCAGCUGAACAGAUAUGUUAUGCUGUCCUCUGUGUUUUCUCAUAUGUUGCAGCAGGAAUGGAGCAACAGCAACAACAACAACAGCAACAGCAACGAAGGCAGACUUAAUCUAUUCUUGUCAAGGUGUUUAAAUAUCUGUAGAGAGUGAUUAAUCAUUCCAUAGCAGUUAACAUUGAUAAUCUGUUGGAAGGAUUUUGUUUCAGAUAAAAUUUAUAUUAAAUAGCCACUUGCAUGAAAUGUAACAGACUCUUGUCCAAAAAGUUAAAAUAUAACCUCUGAAAUUUCUGUUUAAGGAAAAAUGCUAAAAACAUGUCAAUUUACCUCAUUAACAAUAUCUACAAAUUGCUCAAAUAUUCAGUUAUUUUAAGAUUAUUUAUUUUUCAAUGUACAAACAUUCAUUAUACCCUGGUUUUUCAGGAAGAGUUCCAAUUCUCAAGGACAAAGUAUUGUCAGGGCCAAUAUGAAUGCCCAAUCGAAGAUUUGAAUUUUAUGAACACCCAAUUUGCCAAUACAGUUAGAAAAGAAAAAUCAAUCUAUUUUAUUUUAUUUUCAAGACAGAAUGAAAGGAGAAUGGUUUUCAUGCCUGCCUUUUGCAAUUAUAUUAGAAAAGAAAGAAAACAAGAACUGUUUUAAAAAUGAAAUGUACAGACUUGAUCUUGACAAGGAAGAAAAUAUAAACCAUGAAAACAGUGUUGUAUCAUCUAUAUGAUACCAGUCUUCCAGUUUACUUGUAUUUAGAAAGUGUAUUGGUCUAAGGGUACAUUUAACAUUUCUUAACAGAUUAUAUUGGUCACGAUACAUUAUAUAUAUGUUAGUAUUAAUUUCUUUAAAUAAACUUUAGUGAUUUUUAUCAUAAAGUUUGAUUACUAGCUCAAAAUAAAACUCUGCAUUAUAUUUAAAGAAAAAUACUCUUUUCUGUCACUAUUUAAAAAGGUUAUUUUUGUACAAUAAAUCUUUAGAAGAAAAAUUUAUUUUUUCACUGUACAAAGUUGAAAGAUUUAUUUUUUCUCCCACUAUGUAUUGUCUGUCUUUGUGUUGUUGCUGUUAUCAUCGAGAAAUCAGAGGACUUGUGAAUCAGACUUGUAAGCCAUCAGACUUGUCAAUUAACUUGUGUUGGUCAGAAAUGUCAGCCAUUAGACUUGUCCAUCAACUUGUGGAGGACCAGUCAUUUGAUCACCCAGGAUUUUAGAAAUUGUUUAGAUUGUUACGAAGAAGUUUGAAUUUCAUAAAUUUCUGACUUUGUAAAAUAGUCUAUUGAAUUGAUGAUAAAAUGUAGUGUAGGAUUUGAAGGAAAUGUUGAUUUUACCGUAGAUCUGUCAGUCUUCUCCUACAGUUUUCAUCAAAUUUUGACGAGUUGGAAUCUCACUUAUGCAUUAAAAUUCUGUAUAUACCACAUAGUAAGAAAAAUCCAAAUGUUUCUUGACUUGUAUACAGACGUGUAAUUUGGUAUAUGUUGAAAAAAUAGCAGAUUCAUAAAAAUUAAACAAUGUAAUUUUUUGUGACAUUUAUUGAUAUAAUACAGUAAAAAAUUUAAAACUCUAGGUCUAAAAAGAAUAAUUGUGACAGAGUGUAUACAGAACACAAAUUGAUAUACUGAUUGUAUGACAGAUUCUCUGAACUAGUGGAAUUCUGUGGAUGUUAUUAUUAUUGUGUUUAUGCAAAUUUUAGGUUACUAAUUUGUGAUAUGAUGUUAUGGUUGUAAAAUUAGCUUUAAUUACUUAUCUUGAUACCUACACUUUUGUUAUGUAAGGAAAUAUAAAACAUAUUUAUGCCAAUUUCACUAAAAUGAGUGAAACAUUGUUUUCAUAUAAUUUAUAGAUAUUGAAUCCAGUUUAUCAUUUGUGAAUAAUACUUGUUAAGAACAGUUUUUGUUGAUGAAUAUAGAUUUAGACUUGUAAACAAAAAUACUUGUUAACUAUGGUUAAGGGUUGUAAUCACAUUUCAUAAACCACAAGUACACUCGUUUAUUGUAGUUUUAAAUCAUUAACUAUAUAGUUAAUGAUAAUAUAGUUUCAUAAACAAUAUUAACAGUUGUAACAAUAAUAGUUGUAAACUAUAGUUUAGAGAGAUAAACUAUGGUUUGCAGUUGAUAAGAUGCAAAACCUUAUUUCUAUCGUUUUUGUGAAAUUGGUGUCCCACAUGCAUGCACUUUCUCAUUAUCAGCAUGUCGAUAGAGACUUUCUCAUUAUCAGCAUGUCGAUAGACUUUCUCAUUAUCAGCCAUCACAAAUGUGUUCCGAAGUAACGCUGUUAAAAAUAUGUAUUUUGUCUGUUUCUACAUUCCACUGUGAAAUCCCUCUGCAUUCCUUUAUUUUUACAUAUUUUUUUGAAAUGUAGUUUUUAUUUACAUAUAUGUGUGUGUGUGUAUAUAUAUAUAUAUAUAUAUAUAUAUAUAUAUAUAUAUAUACCCUGCAGGACUUUAAUGAAUUUUAUGUUUACAUUGUUUAAAUCCAUUACCAGAAAUCCAUUCCAGGAAUGUAGUGUUUGGCGUAAGGUAUGAUAUGCCCAAUUAAAAUCCACCUAUGACGUCAUUCUUUUGUUCGAACACUCCAUUAUUUUUCAGGAAUGGAGUGUUCGGAAAGUAGGUCAACCUUUAUACAAGUAGAUAUAAAUGCAUGCAACAAAAGAAUGAAAAACGUAAGACAUGAUUAAAAUGCACAAAGGUAGUUUUUAUUAAGGUGGAUUUUAAGUGGGUCAAUGUACUCGUAUCACUCCAUUCCUUAAAAGCAAUGGACCUCGGCCCCUUUGGGGCCUCGGUCCAUUACUUUUAAGGAAUGGAGCGAUACUCGUACAUUAACCCAUACAUAAUGGAUAUGUAGUUAGCAGAAAUCCAUAUUGAAACCUUUAUUGAUCACAUUUGAUAACAAACUCUAUGAUAGUAUAGACAAAGGAUUUCAUCUGAACUAUUUAUUUCGUUGAAAUCGCUGUCAUUUUAUUCACGAACGAAAUGUAUAAUUUCCAGGAAGUGAAAUCUCUGUUGAUUUACAAGCAAUCAGCCUCUAUGACUGAGUAUUUUAUCCAUGUGCUAGGGAAGGAUUUUUGUUGUAAUUCAAACAAAUUGGAAGGUAUGCAUUAUAUGUGCAUGUAUUUUCUUCAAUCAUGAACUCAUGUGUGUCUUGAGCCUCAUAAUUCUUUCUGCUUAUAAUUGUAACAUUUAGUGCGAGGUCUGGGGAACUUGAAUUAUAGGAGACUAUAUUUUUGGUGGAAUCAAUAGUCUAGUAAAAUAUCACCUUUUUCUUUCAACUGAAAAAUUUCUGAGUACAGGCUUGUCUCCAGUAGAACAAAAUUACAGCAAGGAAAUAUUUUCAAAAAUUUGUAUGAAUAAAGGUUGAGUGACAAAAGUAAUAGUAUAUAGAAAAUUUGCAUGAUAUUUUGAUCUUGCUACCCCUCUUAAGGCCAUUUUAAAUACCCUUCCUUUUCUUAGGGAAAAAUUGGUCAUAUGCUUUCUUUUUAUCAUUGUUAUUACAUGCAUAUGAAAAGAUGUUAACACUAGGAUUGCAAUACAAUAUUAUUAUAUAACACUAGGAUUACAAAUAUUAUGAUCCUUAUGAAAAAUAAUAUAAAAUUAUCAGAGGAAAUUUUGUCAACCUUAUAUCUUUGUGAUUGAACAAUUCUGCUUUUUAUUUGUAAUACACUACUAGUAUAUAUAAAACUAAUGUCUGCUCUAAUGGGAUAUCAAGAUCCUCCGAUAUGAAAAUAUUGUGAACUUAAACUAACCUUGACACAAAAAUGAGAACCACAGCACCCAAUUGUCUGUGCAUCAAAAGAAUAUAUUUAUUCAGUAGAUGUUGCAUAAAAGGUAGGACAUUUCAAUGUGUCCAAUAGAUAUGAGAAAACUCCAUCCUUGGAUGUAUAAUUUACUGAAAAGAACAGAAAUGUGUAUAUUAAGAAUUGGCUGAAGCAUGGACCUUUCAAGUUUACUCUAAGGUGGGAUCAACACGAAAACACUAAUUAGUACUUAUAGAUAUAUGCAUCACUUGUUUGGAGAACUUUGUACAGGCAUUAAUUUGUGACAUUAAAUCUUGUGCAAUAUUUGAUAUAUUAAGAUAAUGUAUUUGUGUACAACAUUAGUUAUCCUCUGAAUUACAGUAUACAAAAAAUUUAAUUAUUUGAUUGUUGAUAAAGUAACCGAUUUUCUGUAAUUAUACCUGUGAAGAAUGAUUUCAUAGAAAGCACCAGACUGAGUGGUCUAUAUGAUUAAGUUAUUGCAUGUGAUCUAUUAAUGUAUGGAUGACACAGUAUCACAAUUUAGAGAUUUGAACUAAACUAAUGUAAUAUGUGCAAUAAAUUAAAAUAUGUUAUUUACUA
Molecule: messenger RNA, 9377 nt
Organism: Ostrea edulis (European flat oyster)
Lineage: Eukaryota; Metazoa; Mollusca; Bivalvia; Ostreida; Ostreidae
Product: MAP kinase-activating death domain protein-like
Exons: 35
Coding region: 234-5078 (1614 amino acids)
Biological process (GO): regulation of Rab protein signal transduction; regulation of apoptotic process
Cellular component (GO): cytosol
Molecular function (GO): guanyl-nucleotide exchange factor activity
Source: RefSeq, a predicted model, not a curated record